This is a messenger RNA of Enhydra lutris kenyoni (northern sea otter), 4949 nucleotides long. It is a transcript of the gene NHS, whose product is annotated as NHS actin remodeling regulator. The transcript has 9 exons. Gene Ontology annotation, biological process: cell differentiation; lens development in camera-type eye. The coding region runs from base 1 to 4947 and encodes 1648 amino acids. NCBI's taxonomy places the organism in Eukaryota, Metazoa, Chordata, Mammalia, Carnivora, Mustelidae. The record is from RefSeq and is a predicted model, not a curated record.
AUGCCUUUCGCUAAGAGGAUCGUGGAGCCGCAGUGGCUGUGCCGGCAGCGGCGCCCGGCGCUCGGCCCGGCGGAGGACGCUAACGGAGGCAGCGCGGAGCCGCCGCCGCCCCUGCAGCCGCCCGGCCGACGGGACGAGGCCGUGGCGCCGGGGCCGGAGGAUCCUGCCCGCGCGCCCCCCGCGCCUCCCGGGCCGCCGCCGCCGCCGCUGCCCGCGCCGACCGACCAGGCGCAGCCGCCGCACGGAGAGGCGCCAGCGGCGGGCGAGGAGAGCGCGGCGGGGGUCGCCGAGGCGGCGACCGCGGCUGGAGAAGCGUCCACGGCGGCGGCCGCGGCCGUGCUGCUCAUGCUGGACUUGUGCGCGGUCAGCAACGCCGCGCUGGCCCGCGUCCUCCGGCAGCUCUCGGACGUGGCCCGGCACGCGUGCAGCCUCUUCCAGGAGCUCGAGAGCGACAUCCAGCUGACCCACCGCCGCGUCUGGGCGCUGCAGGGCAAGCUCGGCGGCGUGCAGCGCGUCCUCGGCACGCUGGACCCCAAGCAGGAGGCAGUGCCCGUCUCCAACCUGGACAUUGAGAGUAAACUGAGUGUGUACUACCGUGCGCCAUGGCACCAGCAGAGAAACAUCUUCCUCCCGGCCACAAGGCCACCCUGCGUGGAGGAGCUGCACCGCCAUGCCCGGCAGAGCCUGCAAGCCCUGCGCAGAGAGCACCGGAGCCGGAGUGAUCGCCGGGAGCAGAGAGCCGCUGCCCCUCUUUCCAUAGCGGCCCCUCCACUGCCAGCCCAUCCCCCAGCUCACAGCCAGAGGAGGCGCGAAGUUAAGGAUCGGCACUUCUUAACGUUUAACAGCACCCGUUCGCCCUCCCCCACUGAGUGUUGCCACAUGACCCCAUGGAGUAGAAAGUCCCAUCCCCCGGAGGAUGAAGAUACAGAUGUCAUGUUAGGGCAGAGGCCAAAAAACCCAGUACACAAUAUCCCCUCGACACUGGACAAGCAGACCAACUGGAGCAAAGCACUGCCUCUCCCAACACCAGAGGAAAAGAUGAAACAAGACGCCCAAGUGAUUUCUUCUUGCAUUAUUCCCAUCAAUGUCACUGGAGUUGGUUUUGACAGAGAGGCUAGUAUACGCUGCUCUCUUGUUCAUUCACAAUCCGUACUACAGCGGAGACGAAAACUGAGGAGGAGGAAAACCAUCUCGGGUAUCCCCAGAAGAGUCCAACAAGAAAUAGAUUCUGACGAAUCCCCUGUGGCCAGGGAAAGGAAUGUGAUCGUGCACACAAAUCCAGACCCUUCCAACACUGUCAAUAGGAGGUCUGGAACCAGGGACUCCGAGUGCCAAACUGAAGAUAUUCUGAUUGCUGCUCCAUCCAGAAGGAGAAUCAGAGCUCAAAGGGGUCAAAGCAUCGCAGCUUCCCUUUCUCAUUCUGCUGGCAACAUCUCUGCACUGGCAGACAAAGGCGACACCAUGUUUACGACUGCGGUGAGCAGCCGUACAAGAUCUCGGAGCCUUCCCCGGGAGGGCAACAGAGGUGGGGAUGCUGAGCCCAAAGUUGGUGCUAAACCCUCAGCAUAUGAAGAGGGGGAGCCCUUCAUGGGCGACCGAGAAAGAUCAUCAAAUGAUUGCAGUGAGGCCCCCAGCAGCCCAAGUGCACAGGAACACCAGCCUGCUCUGGGCUUGGCUUGUUCUCAACAUCUUCACAGCCCUCAGCACAAGUUAAAUGAGAGAGGGAGGUCACGCCUGUCCCGAGUGGCUGCCGACUCUGGCAGCUGUGACAUCUCCUCCAACUCAGACACCUUUGGGAGCCCCAUCCACUGCAUCUCCACAGCUGGCGUCCUCCUCAGCAGCCACAUGGACCAGAAAGAUGACCAUCAGUCAUCCAGUGGCAACUGGAGUGGGAGCAGCUCCACAUGCCCCUCACAGACCUCAGAGACAAUCCCUCCUGCGGCUUCUCCUCCCCUAACUGGCUCUUCACACUGUGACUCGGAGUUGUCACUCAACACAGCCCCUCAUGCUAAUGAGGAUGCCAACGUCUUCGUGACAGAGCAGUACAAUGACCACCUGGAUAAAGUGAGAGGCCACCGGGCAAACUCCUUUACCUCCACUGUGGCAGAUCUGCUGGAUGACCCCAACAACAGCAACACCAGCGACAGUGAGUGGAAUUACCUACACCACCAUCACGAUGCCUCCUGCCGCCAGGAUUUUAGUCCUGAGCGCCCCAAGGCAGACAGCCUGGGCUGUGCAAGCUUCACAAGCAUGGCCACUUAUGACAGCUUUCUGGAAAAGUCUCCAUCAGACAAAGCAGACACUAGCUCUCACUUCUCAGUGGACACAGAAGGAUACUACACUUCCAUGCACUUUGACUGUGGUCUCAAAGGCAGUAAGAGUUAUGUCUGUCACUAUGCAGCUCUGGGCCCAGAGAAUGGCCAGGGCAUUGGGGUUCCUCCUACUCUUCCCGACUGUGCCUGGCAGGACUACUUAGACCACAGGAGGCAGGGGAGACCAAGCAUCUCUUUCAGGAAACCAAAGGCAAAGCCCACCCCACCUAAACGUAGUUCAUCACUGAGGAAGUCUGAUGGAAAUGCAGACAUUUCUGAGAAGAAAGAACCAAAGAUAAGCGGCGGCCAGCUCCUGCCUCACAGUUCCAGGGAAAUGAAGCUGCCUCUUGAUUUCUCCAACACACCUUCUCGAAUGGAAAAUGCCAACCUUCCCACCAAGCAAGAAUCUUCUUGGAUGAACCAGAGUGAGCAUGGGAUUAAGGAGCCUCAGUUAGACACUCCAGAUACUCCGCCAUUCAAAGAUGAAGGUGCUGAAUCAGCUCACUAUGCGGAUCUCUGGCUUCUGAAUGACUUGAAAACAAAUGAUCCUUACAGAUCUUUAUCUAAUUCCAGCACUGCUACGGGUACCACAGUUAUUGAAUGCAUCAAAUCUCCAGAGAGCUCUGAAUCCCAAACAUCCCAGUCAGAAUCAAGAGCGACCACCCCAUCCCUUCCUUCUGUUGACAAUGAGUUUAAAUUGGCCUCACCAGAAAAGCUGGCCGGCUUGGCAUCUCCAUCAAGUGGCUACUCAAGCCAGUCUGAAACACCAACUUCCUCUUUCCCUACAGCUUUCUUUUCUGGCCCGCUGUCUCCUGGAGGUAGCAAAAGAAAACCGAAAGUCCCAGAAAGGAAAUCCUCACUACAGCAACCCUCUUUAAAAGAUGGAGCUCUGUCACUGAGUAAAGACCUUGAACUUCCAAUUAUACCUCCUACCCAUCUUGACCUAAGUGCUCUUCAUAGUGUCUUGAAUAAACCAUUCCACCACCGACACCCACUGCAUGUUUUUGCUCAUAGUAAGCAGAACCCAGUAGGAGAAACACUGCGGUCCAACCCUCCACCAUCCCUUGCGAUUACACCAACAGUCCUGAAAUCUGUUAACCUGAGGUCCAUCAGCAAGUCUGAAGAAGUGAAGCAGAAAGAGGGCAACAAUACAGAUCUCCCCUACUUAGAGGAUAGCACUCUCGCAAUGGCUGCCCUGUCUCCAGGUAAGAUUAAGCCACAUGCGGCUAAGAAAUCAGUAUCACGUCAGUACUCCGCUGAAGACACCAUACUGUCCUUCUUAGACUCCUCUGCAGUUGAGAUGGGACCAGAUAAACUACAGUUAGAGAAAAAACGUGCUUUUGAUGUAAAGAACCAUUGUGACCCAGAAACGGCGACCUCAGCUGGUAGCAAUCUUCUAGAUUCGAGUGUCACAAAAGACCAAAAACAUAUGGAGAGUGAGCCUGUUCCGGAAAAUACAGCGAGUAAGAAUUUUGACUUUCCCACAGAGGGAUUUCAGAGGGUGUCUGGUGCCCGCCCAAAUGAGCUGGAUGGCAAAGUACUACAAUAUGGAGCGGGUCCAGACGGGGCCCUGGCACAGGUGCAGAAGCCAUCCUCUGCAGAUUGGGAGGAAGCUGCGUACCCCGAGUCUCUCGAUGCGCUCCCGGCUCAGUCAGACUCGCCAACCAGACCCACAGACAUAAGCAAUCCACUCAAGCCUCAACCUGGGGUGAGCCGCCACCAUGACAAAGUGCCUGGGAACACCAGCUGUGAAGCGGAGCUAUCAUCUGCAAAUUCAUGCCCUGAAAAAUGUUCCGAGCAGGAAAAUACCGCUUCAGGUGUUUCCACCAAAAGUGCCUCUGACAACAGCGGAGCAGAGGAGACCCAAGGAAGUGUGGAUGAGGUUUCACUGAAAGAAUCGUCACCGAGUGAUGACUCUAUGAUUUCACCGCUUAGUGAAGACUCUCAGGCCGAAGCAGAAGGUGUGUUCGUGUCUCCAAACAAACCUCGUACAACUGAGGAUUUGUUUGCAGUCAUUCACAGGUCUAAGAGAAAAGUCCUUGGAAGAAAAGACUCCGGGGAUAUGUCGGCUCGAAGCAAAUCGAGGGCUUCCCUCGGCAGUAGCAGCAGCAGCAGCAGCGCUGGUUCUGGUACUUUGCCCAACAGCAACGUGACCACCCCAAACAGCCAGAGGUCCCCGGGCCUCAUCUACCGAAAUGCCAAGAAGUCCAACACGUCCAACGAAGAGUUUAAGCUGUUACUCCUCAAGAAAGGAAGUCGCUCGGAUUCUAGUUACCGCAUGUCUGCUACUGAGAUCCUCAAGAGUCCCAUCCUGCCCAAACCUCCUGGAGAGCUCACAGCUGAGUCCCCACAAAGCACCCAUGAGGCUCAUCAGGGGGCCCCUGGGGCCGAGGCCCUGUCCCCACUCUCUCCCUGCUCCCCGAGAGUUAAUGCGGAAGGGUUUUCCUCAAAGAACUUUGCCACCUCGGCCUCCUCGAGGGUUGGCCGCUCCCGAGCACCCCCUGCAGCCAGCAGCAGCCGCUACAGCGUCCGCUGCAGGCUGUACAAUGCGCCCAUGCAGGCCAUCUCUGAGGGCGAGACAGAAAAUUCUGAUGGGAGCCCACAUGACGACCGAUCCUCCCAGAGCUCAACAUAGGU